AUGGGUGCAACUUCUUCCAAGCCGCCGGGUACCAAGGAUCUAUCAGUGAACAACACCGUGGUUCAACGACUUUUUACGCGCCUCGCGCUUCAUACCACCGCGCGAUUCUACAAAUAUGAAGGAGUCUGCGUUCCAAUCUCGAGAAAGCUGAUUCUCAAGAGGGGCGAGCAUGUCACGCUCACGGAAGCCGCGACCAUGGUUUUUGUCGCUACGCACACCAACAUACCUGUUCCCCGUGUCCACUGUGCAUUCACGCGCAAAAACGUUACUUAUAUUGUCAUGGAACGCGUCCCGGGGCAAACCUUUGCCGCGGCCUGGCCGACCCUUUCCGGCCCAGAGUCCGAGGCACUCUUCCUGCAGCUUCGCCAUCUACUCGAGCACAUGCGCGCCCUUGCGCCGCCCGGAAGCGCCAUCCAGAGCUGCGUGCGAGGCCCGCUCUUUGACUCGCGCAUUCCCCAGCGACCAACAUUUGGGCCGUUUCCAUCCACAAGAGACUUUCACGUCUGGCUGCGCGAAGGCCUCACUGCUGACAUGGAUAACCCCGGGCACGUAAGCGAUAAGGAGUGGGCGGAAAUCAUGCGCAUGGUCGCCGCGCAAGAUCAGGAGUGGGACGAACCGCCAGUGUUUACACACGGCGACUUGAGCCCUUUCAAUAUCAUGGUCCAAAACGGCAAGAUCAGUGCCAUAAUUGACUGGGAGUUUUCCGGGUGGCUCCCCCGCUACUUCUUUCACUGGGCCUUUCUCGUCUGCCCCAAGAAUGACCCAACAGGCCCCAGCCAGCUGUGCCGCGUCGAACUAACACCGCACCCAAAAGGCCCCGAUAGAGAGAAACGAUGGCGGUUCAGGCGAAGUGCGGUCACGUACAACAGUGACGAGCGCCUCCUUGCAAAGGUGUGGCUAGGCAAGAUUACCGACAUGGAAACCCUUUUACGCUGUUGGGAAAAAACCAAAGUCUCCAAGUCGGGUUUUUUCGAGUCCGAAGAAUGGGUCUGGCGCGCGUUUGUUCGGAUUUCCAAGGGGCAGGGCUGGGUGAUCCGCCCCCGGAUGCCGCCAUGGGCCACGGUCAGAGAAGCGGCGUUGGAAGCGGUGAAAUCAAACAAGAAACAAGAGACCAUAAAGAAGAUGAAGCAAGAGGCGGAAGAGAAGAAGAAGAGAAGGGCGAAAGAAAAGAAGCUGAGAAUGGCGAAAGAAAAGAGGGUGAGAAGGGCGAGAGAAAAGGCGCGGGAAAAGAGGAAGAGAACAGCGGAUAAAAAGGCGAGAGAAGUGAGGAAGGGGAGGGCAAAGAAAAAGAGAACGAGGAAGGCGACAGAAGUGCUGGUAGAAGAGCUCCCAGAAGUGCUGGAAGAAGAGCUCCCAGAAGUGCUGGAAGAAGAGCUCCCAGAAGUGCUGGUAGAAGAGCUCCCAGAAGUGAUGCCAGACAUACUGACAGUGUUAGAGGAGGCGCAAAAGGCGGAAGUGGCGGAAGAGGCGAAAAAGGCGAAAGAGGCGGAAGAGGCGAAAGAGGCGGAAGAGGCGAAAGAGGCGGAAGAGGCGAAAGAGGCGGAAGAGGCGAAAGAGACGGAAGAGCCGUCAGACGAGCCGGUGGUAGAAGAGGCGAAAUAA
Molecule: messenger RNA, 1602 nt
Organism: Cordyceps militaris CM01
Lineage: Eukaryota; Fungi; Ascomycota; Sordariomycetes; Hypocreales; Cordycipitaceae
Product: Protein kinase-like domain
Exons: 2
Coding region: 1-1602 (533 amino acids)
Source: RefSeq, a predicted model, not a curated record